This is a messenger RNA of Diaporthe citri, 4059 nucleotides long. RefSeq lists its product as uncharacterized. Gene Ontology annotation, biological process: regulation of ARF protein signal transduction. The record is from RefSeq and is a predicted model, not a curated record. NCBI's taxonomy places the organism in Eukaryota, Fungi, Ascomycota, Sordariomycetes, Diaporthales, Diaporthaceae. The coding region runs from base 1 to 4059 and encodes 1352 amino acids. The transcript has 4 exons. Gene Ontology annotation, molecular function: guanyl-nucleotide exchange factor activity.
AUGCCCUUUCUUCGCACCAAGCGUGGAACUCCGGCCAGCGAGUCUGAGUUGCGCCGCUCAGCCCUCGACCCAGAUCAGGUCCAGGACCCCAAAGAACCGCCCUUGAGGUCCACCACCUCAAACGUCGAACUGCCUCAACUACAGUUGUUGCGCUUCGACUCCCACACCUCAGCUGACGCUGACGCCGCUCCUGCUAAUGGCUCGACUCCUGCCAUACCUGCUCCUCCUGUCACCCCUCCGCACGACAGUCCCUCGUCUUCCGCCGCCGCCGAGAACGCCCUCUCCGUCCCUCCUCGAGACCCCAUAGACCGUCCCGACUCGCCGCCGAUCCAAGACGAGACACCAAAACACCGCCGCUUCUCCAUGUUGAGGUUUCGCAAUGCCUCCGACUCCCAGCUGUCGGCCAGGGCCAAGAAGCAGGCCCAUAUUGACGAGUCCGCGCCCCCUGUGCCACGGCCACCCCCGGAGAUCAUAACCACCGCCCCGACAGUCGAGUUUGGUGCCGUCCCUAGGAAACCAUCUCGCAUGUUUGGUCGUCUCAGGCGUUCUGGAGAGGAGAUGCGGGUCGAUCAGCAGCAGCAGCAGCAGCAGCAACAGCAGCAACAACAACAACAACAACCACAACAGCGGCCUUCGACUCAGGGACUUAGCAAGAAAGACAGGCGAAAAUCCUUCCUACCAGGCGUGUCCUCCAACGGCAAAAUGUCUAUAAGUAUAGAGGAACCAAAGCGACCAAAAUCGUCAAACGCACCAUUGACCAAUGGCGCCGUUCAGCACCCUCCGCUUCCACUCCCUGGGACAAGCUCUCUUCCGGCCAAAAUCUACGAACAGUGGUGCUUCUUCUCCAACAAGAUCACAAAUGAACUUGCGAGGGAGGUCGUCGACUAUGAGUUCACUGGGACGGGAUCUCUGCGUCAAGGAACGGGCACACCUGCCACACCGGGGUCCAACACUUCCAAGGAUAACUCGCUCAAUAUUCAGAGAGAAUCUGUCGUCUUGCCUGAACGCCGGGAGGACGAGAACCCUGGGAGAUAUCUCGAGCGCCUGGAGGAGGUCGCAAGUCGUAGCGUCAUAGCUGCGGCGAUUUCAAAAAGCUCGGACGCCUUCUCCCUCGCUGUCCUUCGGAGCUACAUGCGAAGGUUUGGCUUCUUCGGUGACCCCAUGGACAUGGCUAUAAGGAAGCUGUUGAUGUCCGCGGAGCUACCUAAGGAGACGCAGCACAUUGAUCGUUUCCUGCAAGCUUUCGCAAACCGCUAUCAUGAAUGCAACCCCGGGAUUUAUGCAAACCCGGACCAGGCGUAUUUCAUAGCCUUUUCGAUUUUGAUACUGCAUACCGACGUUUUCAACAAGAACAACAAACACAAAAUGCAGAAACCCGACUAUAUCAAGAAUACCAAGGGGGAAGGAAUCUUCGACGAAAUCCUCGAGGUCUUCUACGACAACAUCACCUACACGCCUUUCAUCCACGUCGAGGACGAUUUGGACAUGAAUGGAGACCGAAUGACUGCCCACAAGGUCUCCAAAAAGAAAUCCAUAUUGCCCAAUGCUAACGCGCCAGAUGCCGCAAGCAAACGAGCCGCCAAGGAGCCCAUUGAUCCCUAUACCAUCAUUUUGGACAACAGACUUGACAUUCUGCGGCCAAAUUUGAAGGACGUGAUGUACCUGGAUGAUCACUUCAGUUACCUUGGGACGGCCCAGAGCUUAAACCUAAAGGAACUGCAGAGGACCUUCUUCAGGACUGGGAUUCUGCAGAUCGUGUCAGCAAGGUCCCGUCCUGAUGCCUUCAUGACCGAGAAGACCGCUACAAACCCCCAGGAGGCCCAGCCCGGCGUCGUUGACAUAAAGGUCACGAAAGUGGGUCUCCUGUGGCGCAAGGACGUGAAGAAGAAAAAGACGAGAUCACCGUGGCAAGAAUGGGGUGCUAUUCUCACUGGGGCGCAGCUGUAUUUCUUUCGCAACACAGCCUGGGUCAAAAACCUCAUGCACCAAUAUGACGCCCAUGUCAAGCAAGGCCACGAUGCCAUGCCGAUCAUAUUCAAGCCGCCACUGGAGACUUUCAAGCCGGACGCCCUGAUGUCCACUGACGGCGCAGUCUCGCUGUUGGAUGCGACAUACAAGAAGCAUAAGCAUGCAUUCGUGUAUGUGAGACAAGGAGGACUCGAAGAGGUCUUGCUUGCCGACAACGAAGAUGAGAUGAACGACUGGUUGGCGAAAUUGAAUUAUGCGGCCGCAUUCAAGACAAACGGGGUACGCAUGAGAGGCGUUCUGGGCAGCAACUACGAUGGCCAAGGGCGAAGAGCUUUCAGGAGGCUGGAUACCGAUGCGGUUCAAACGGCCAGUGGUGAAGUGACGAUUGCGCGCUCGAAAGUUGACCAACAGAUGGCUCAUGACAUUCUGUUUGCACGCCGCGAAAUUAUCUUUCACAAGGUUGCUGAAGCCAAUGAGAAGCUUCAACACGAGGAGAAGAAACUUGAGCAAGCGCUGAGGAAUGCCCGCCACCUUCAAUUACUGGCCCCUGUCCAGCCGAAGACACGAGACCAAAUGCUCAUGGCAGCCGGGCGCAUGGCAGCACAGCUCAAAUGGACAAGGGUCGAGAUCUGCAAAAUCAAGUGCCAUCGCGAUAUUCUCCUCAUGGAUCUCGAAGAAGAGCGGCAGAUGCUAGGGCUCCCUCCGGGCCCAAUGUCAGAAGCCAUCAGCAGUCCCGAGAAGCCCGCCCUAGGCCGGGAGAUCUCGAAGACUAGCAGCGGCACGGUGAUGCCGAGCCCUCUGACUGCCAUACCGACCAACUCUCAGCGCAGCCAAGCAGAAGGUGCAGUGUCAGACGCUGAGUCAGGCCAGGGCGAGGCUUUCCAGACACCGCCAACGAGCGCAGCCGCGUCUUCGUUCCACAAACACCAGAACUCUUGGGAACUGCCCGCCCUGAACUUUGAUCGAACCAGCAUGAGGAAGGCUUCUGUGUCAAGCGCGGUCUCAUCCCACGUAUCUGUCCCUUCUACCCCACCUCGAACGGCCAUCAACACGAACUCCAAGGUUGAUGAGGAGGCCGCUGUCCCUGAUGAUGGCGAGGAUCACCAUGAACCAGACGCACGCGAACGUGAACUCCUGGAACAGGCAGGUCUGCUCGGUGCGGAGGUCACGCGAAGCCCCGAGGCAAUCGAACAGACAAGAACCAUUGAUCUCGAUGCCACACCUGAGCGGCAGGAGCAUACGCCUCACAGCAAUUCCAUGGACAAAGCUGAUAAGAACAAAAUCCGCCGGAGUCUGCAACGUACUCUGAGGGAGGGUGCGGGCCACUUGUCUCAUGCGCGGAGCCGGAAGGGCAAAGAGCCUGCCACGAGUGGCUCGAUGGAUGAUAACGAGUCCGAGAUGCUUACUCGUGGGUCCGGUUCUUUUGUGGUGCAUGGAAAGAAAGCCUCGGUCAUCACCUUUGGAUCUGAGCUCCAGAGCAGUCUGUCGCCCGACGAGCAUCUUCGCGCGCGUAAGGCGUCGCAUGUGGAGGGCAGCGUCGCCCACAGCGACAGCGCCGAGGCAAUGAAUGUGGCCGCUGGCAGCGGCAGCGGAAGCGGAAGCGGAAGCGGCGAUGGUGAUUUCCGGGUUUUCCUGCUUUCAGGCCCGAAGAGUGCCACGAAGCGGCGAUCGUCGGCAGCCAGUACCAGCACGGCGACGGCCAGGAGCUUCAGAGAUCUGCACAGGAAGUAUAGCUCGGCACAGGCGGCCAAGGCGUCCUCCUCGGGCGGCAACCUCACUGUCCCUUCAGACGGCGAAAGUGACCCGGCUCUGAGCUUCUCCGAUGGUAGACGCAGCCCUUUGCUACCGGAGCAUGUCGAAGAGCUGAAGGAAGAGGAAGAGCAUAGUGGCCCGGGAGACAAUGCCGACGGUGAAGACUCGGAGUUCAAGAGCGCAACGAUGAACAAGACGAGGGAGACUUUGUUCUUCACCCCAGAGCCACCAGCAUCCCCAUCCGCCGGCAGUGUGAAGGAGGACUCGGGUGAGGAUCAAAACGACGCCAAGGAGAGCGGCCAAGGGGAAGUAAACCCGGCUGUUUCCGUGCUUGUUUGA